Messenger RNA from Monopterus albus (swamp eel), 1868 nucleotides. Its product is annotated as UDP-glucuronosyltransferase-like. The transcript is spliced from 5 exons. Bases 1 to 1584 code for a protein of 527 amino acids. The record is from RefSeq and is a predicted model, not a curated record. Lineage: Eukaryota; Metazoa; Chordata; Actinopteri; Synbranchiformes; Synbranchidae. Gene Ontology annotation, molecular function: UDP-glycosyltransferase activity.
AUGAGCAGCGGGGUGUGGUUUCCUUCACUGGGGCGGGCGGCCUGGCUGUGUUGCCUCAAUCUGGUGCCCAUUGAGGGGGGGAAGAUACUGGUUAUGCCUGUGGAUGGGAGCCACUGGCUUAGCAUGAAGAUACUGGUGAAGGAGCUCACCCACAGGGGCCAUGAGGUUGUGGUGCUGGUACCUGAAACAAGCAUUCUGAUCCAUGGCUCAGAGGACUACAAGACUGAGAUCUACCAAGUGCCGUACACCAAAGCUGAACAAGAUGAAAACAUCAGGCAGUUGAGGGAUGGAGUGUUUCUCAAGCCAUUACCAUUCACAGAUUUGUAUAACAAUUUUCAGCUUUUGUUUGAAUUUAUUUUAGGGCCAGUGAAAGGUUGUGAGAGUUUGCUGAACAACCAGCCUCUCAUGAGCCGACUGAGGGGAAAAGGCUUCGACCUCAUGCUUACAGACCCCUUCCUUCCCUGUGGCUCCAUACUGGCUCAUCUCUUUUCCAUUCCAGUUGUUUAUUUCUUGCGUCGACUUGCAUGUGAGCUGGAUAUAAAGGCUAACCAGUGCCCCUCUCCACCUUCAUAUAUUCCUGCAUUUUAUUCUGAUAAUACAGACGUCAUGUCUUUCCCACAGAGAGUCAAAAAUGUGGUCAUGGUUAUGGUGAACUCAUACCUGUGCAGACCAGUCUAUGGUGUCUUUGAUGAUUUGACCAGCAAAUAUGUAGGAAACAACAUGACCUACAGCGACCUUAUUAGUCACGGUGCUAUCUGGCUUGUCAAAUAUGACUUUGUUUUUGAAUGGCCCAGACCUUUCAUGCCAAACAUGGUUUUUAUUGGAGGUAUCAACUGUGCAAAGAGAGCUCCUCUGCCAGCGGACUUGGAGGAGUUUGUGGAUGGCUCAGGAGAUGACGGCUUUAUUGUCUUUACCCUGGGAUCAUUUGUGUCCACCAUGCCUAAGGAGAGGGCUAAACUGUUCUGUGAUGCCUUUCGGCAAAUUCCUCAAAGGGUUUUGUGGAGAUUCACUGGAGUCCCACCUGAAGAUGUUCCCAAGAAUGUCAGGCUUGUGAAGUGGUUACCUCAGAAUGAUCUCCUUGCACAUCCCAAGGCUAAAGUCUUCAUCACUCAUGGAGGUGCCAAUGGAAUGUAUGAGGGUAUCUGUAAUGCUGUACCCAUGUUGAUGAUUCCACUGUUUUGGGAUCAGGGAGACAAUGCAGAUCGUAUGGUGGCUCGCGGUGUUGCAGAGAAACUCUAUCCUUAUGAUCUGACAACUGAAGAAAUACUGGAUGCACUAAAUAAACUCAUCCAUGAUAAAAGCUACAAAGAGAAGAUGGUGGAGCUGUCUCAGAUACACCUGGACCGCCCUGUCCAGCCCUUGGACCUGGCUGUUUUCUGGACUGAGUUUGUCAUCAGACACAAAGGAGCAGCACAUCUAAGGGUAGCUGCACAUGACCUGAACUGGAUUCAGUACCACAGCCUGGACGUCAUCUGCUUCCUUGUCAUCAUUCUCCUAACUUUUCUGUGGGUGACACUGAAAAGCUGCCUGUUCUGUAUUCGCACAUUUUGCAGAAAUGAAAUGACAAAGAAAAAAUCAGAGUAGCACUACUAAGUGCUGGUAUUGGUGCCGAUACUGGGACUGAUCAGUCAAAAUGAAAGUCUUAACAAGAUUUAGCAAAAAAAAAAACAAAAAAAAAACCUAAUCACAAUUGUGUCAAUUCCUUUAAAUAUUUGCUUGAUCAGUUUAUUACUAUCUAGCCACUAGUUAAUCAUUGUGUCCUGGUGCUAGCAUAUAAUUUACACAUAUAGUUAGCAAGCUAAUAACGCCGUGCUGUCUAAGAAGAAUUAAUGUAAAAUUAAUUGUGGCAAACCUCUGUUAUUUUCUUC